UCUCCGUCCCCUCUCUGUCUUUCGCUCUCUGCGGAUAGUCCUGCUACCUAGCUUUCUCUGGUCUUGGCCACGCCCGCGGUCCCGUCCCGUGUCCGCAUCUCUUCCUUCACUCACCUUUCACUGGACUAUGGCCAACUGACUCUUGUCUCCCCCACUGUCUUAUUACGUUGUGGCUUCAUACGUGCCUGGUUUAAUCUCAUCCGGGAACCCUCAGACCCAGCGCUACUAUCGCCAUCGCUACCGUCAACCAAUAUUAUCAUCUCCUCCCUGGCCACCGUACUGACUGCUUCAAGUUACUGGUUUUCUGUUUUUGCUGCCCACGGCUGGCAAUGCUGCCAGUCAAUGAUUUUUCUUCCCUCUCUAUCUACCUCUUUCUUUCACACACACAUACUCACUCCCUCGCACUCUCUCUCACUCUGUCCUUUCUCUCCUACACGCCCCCCCUCCGGUUCCCUCGCACUCAAGACGGAUACGUCGCAGAAAGCAUCGUACCUUACCUCAUCCCAACCUGCACACACUCACACACACCUCUCACACACAGACGCGCGGAGAAUUGUCGUUGAACAGGGGAUCGUGAUGGCAUAGCCCUCUACCCUUGAUUAGCAGCCACUCUAAAGACGUCGACCAGGGUGUUCCCUGGCCUACCUUUCCCUCGACCAGAUCAACCCUGAACCACACCCUAGCUUCAUCUCAAUUGCCCCCUCCCCUCGUAGGUCUAGCAAGCCUGCCUCCAGUCACACAAAAACCGACCGGGAGCCACCGAUCGACUGCUGCCAAAAAAAAAAAAAAGCCUAUGGGUCCUUCUCUCCAACGUAUCCAGCCCUCGAGAAAUAACGCUUCUUUAUUCCGGCCGCCGAGAGGAGAGAGAAUCGGAGAGACAAAAAGAGGCUAGGGGUAGACUAGAUCUACAUCGUCUUCCUCCCUUUUCUCUACUUCCGCCCUUCUCUUUUUCUCUUAUUCCAUCACUUAUACAUCCGUACCCAAAGACAGGUCGCCGGUACGCAGGUAUCCAGCCAUCCAUCUCCGCAUCCCGCGCCUGAGGUUCUGUCGUGGUACCUCCUGCAACUGCCCGCAUCAGCAUCGCGCUCGACGACCCGCCAGCAACGCCGCAAGGAGCUUCAUUGGAGCUUGGAGGAUCAUUGUGCGAGCUUUCUGCUACAGCAGCCUCGUCGUCUUACAGCAUCGGACUCUGCAUCUUCUCAUUCCUGGCCUGCGUCCCUAGCACAGCUGAACCGGUCUUCUCUUGCGACUCUCACACCUAGCACGAACGCCCGGUUGAGUAAUUAAAGACGGCGCGCGAGCUUGCAUUGUCAUUGAAAUACCCGCUGGUUCAGACUUUUGCUAUUCGCCAUAUCGAGUAUUUCUGCGAAAUCCACGAAAGAGCUUUCUUCUCCCCAUCGGAACCGGUGUUUCGAGACUGAGUGGACAAGAGGAGGAAUUCAACUGAUUCGAUCAAGAGAAAAAGGCAUCUUCCGAAAGGAGCCACAGAGUACAACGUCCCUUGAGAAAAGAAGGGUAAUUUGAUUUGGGCCCGGCGCACGCCAAAGACCGACACGGCGAGCUUCAGAAUAUCGCCAACAGCAUACGACGCACCGACAGCGUCUACGUGAUAGUUCCGGCCUUUCGCAACAUUCUGGGAAACGAGACGUCGUCUAAAAGAAGGCGUGAGAAGCUCUCGACCCGGGUGCCCGUUGAAGCUGCAUCACAACAUCCAUGCAAGCCAUAAGUAGCGAUUGCGACACGUCGUCUACCUCGUUCGGCCAGCGCCGAGGCAUUUCCGAUCUGGCGCGAUUCGCCCUCGACCUGACCUGGGCAACGCCAACAAGAGCAGAGUCCGAGACUCCUGCUCGACCCAGAGCAUAUCCUUCCCCGCCCAUGUCAGGGUCUCCUCCUCUCCCGCCCAAGCCAAAUCCAGAGGCUGGUGACCGAGGGCAACUGCAUGGCAGCUAUCCGUCCACCAGCCCGCAAAAUGCCUACCGGGGAGGACUGCCGCCAACGACGAUACCGCAAGGCGACUACCGAGGUCCUCCGCCUCCGCCGCAUUCCUUGCCGCCACCCCAGCCCCGAUCAUAUCACGCCGAUCCGCAAGACAGGAUGCCUUACUCAUACCCUCGACCCGACGACCACCUGCGGACUACGCCUUCAGGAUACGCACAUCUGGCAAGCCAGGUCAUGCAGCAGCGGCCUCCUCCGCCCUACAUGCAAAUGUCUGGGCCACCGCCGCCACAGCCAACAGGACCUCAUCAGCAUGGCUACGCGACGACCAUGUCGCAGACAUCCCAGGACAGCGGUCCCUAUACGUCUCCCAAGACGCAAAGAAAGACAAAGGGCCAUGUGGCAUCAGCCUGUGUGCCAUGUAAACGAGCCCAUCUUCGAUGCGACGCUCAACGGCCCUGUUCGAGAUGCACAAGCAACGGCAAGGAAGACGCCUGCGUUGAUGUGCAACACAAGAAGCGUGGCCGCCCGCGGCUGAGAGACGACCGAGAAGCCCGCUAUGGCCCCUCGACAUAUCAGCAUCCUCAGGAUGCCGCAGCCGCCGCCGCCGCGGCAGCAAGGAGACCGCCGCUGAGCCACUACUCAGCUGGCACUCCCAUCUCAGGGUACGACGACCCCAUCCGAGGCAGUCACUCCUAUCGCGUUCUAAAGUCUCAACCAAGCGAACCCAUUGCGCCUCGGUAUCUGGACAGAGCUCCCAUGGCCGACGCGAACCUGUACGGCCAGCCCCCGUCUCUCGCGUCUGGGGCGCCCGAGCCAGUCAUCUUCUUGACGACAGAACUGGAGAUUGCGCGUGCCUCGCCGGCUUUUGCUGAUGCCGUCGGAAUUCCCAACGUCAGAGGCCGCUCCCUCUUCGACAUCGUGGUGCCCACUGAGCGCGAGAAGCUUCAGAGCCAUCAACGGCAGAUACAAGAGGAGCGAACAAGAAAGGACCCCGUCUACCUACCUCCUAUCUUCGGCAGGCAGGAGCAAGAGCGCGUUUUCGACUCGUUGCGAUUCGAGGCCGAUGAGAUUUCGCGGUUCCAGCUCGAUCGUCAAGACUUCUUCGUUUUCGCGGCAAGCGAUGGACAGCCGAGGUCGUAUUCCGUGCGUCUGGGUUUGGCCAAGCGUGAAUCGAUUUACUUCAUCGUCCUCCUCAUCAAUGCCGCACCGCGGUAUCCGUAUCCCUCGCCAUCUCCGCAUGCACGCGAGGUGCCGUAUCCUUAUCCGCCUCAACAGCAGGCAUACGCGCAGCACACUCCCGUCUCCGCCACGUUCGAGCAGCCGAGACCUCGAUUCGGAGAAGGCGCACUCGCGCCGCGCCCAUCCCCUGGCCAACCUCUGCACAUGGCUUCUGGUCUAAGCCCCGGCAUCAGUCCUGGCAUGCCCUCAUAUGCGGCCUCACCUAGCCGUCCCGAGUACGCCAGCGGACCCUCGUCGUACCAGAUCCCUCGCAGUGAGCUGCCGCCGACCACUCGGCCGCCGCAGCCAUCUUUCCAGUUGCCUCCGAUCCGAGCUGGCCCCCAUCAACCUCCUCAACCAGAAUCAUCUUCCUGGCAAAGGGACGAACGAUCCGGACGGGUCGAUAUUGGCGGCCUUCUCGAGAAGCCGGACCCGCAGCAACGACGUCCGCAAUGAGUAAUGACUUCCUGCCGCCCUAGCGGUUGUGGUCGAUAAUAAUUCCCUUCACCCGGCUCGGUGUACGUCUCCUUCCCAAUAGCGAUAGAGGCUGCAUUCGAGACCGAAUUCUGGUCCAUUGACAUUUUUGACCGUGUGUUGAGGUGGGCGGUCUCCGCGUCGUUCGCCUCUUGUAUUUGUAUCGAGUUCCCUUCGUUUCCAUGUCCGCCUUCGGGUCCAUCGUUGUUGUUUUUCCGGCGGCCACGAGCCAUCACGAGAUACCACUUGUAUAACCACCAACUUUUUUUUUGCUUUUUGCUCGACCCCCUUGCACAUACUGUUUUCCUCCUGCUUCCAAUUGGGGCAUUUUGGCAUCCGUUUGGGCGUUUUUUUUUUCUUUGGCUUCGAUUCCCUGGGCUGGGCAGGUUGCGUCUGUUGUUGCAUCCAAUCCAAUGCUGAAUGACGUUGGAGAGUGUAGGAAUAUGGCCCGUCGUCUCCAAAGAAAUUGGCGGCGGAAUGAGAAGAGCCAUGGGGCGGUCAUAUGCGUGUCUUUGUUGCUGUCUGGGUCCCCAGAUACCGUUUUCUUGUUAUAUCCCUUAAAGAAAAGAAGGCUCAUCCGGCGAUUCCUUGCCAACUACCGCGUUGCUCCGUUCAUGUUGCCUUGCUGCUGAAGUGCCCCACCCAGUGUUGUUUUCGUCGUCGUCGUCGUCGUCGUCUAACUUAGACUUCUGUAAUGAUGGGUAAUACCCGACGUGGUGACGAUGGCGUCCAGGAUGAUGAUGAGUACCGGAUCCGGAAUUUCGAAAAGCCCCAUGUCGACGACAGGCUGAUUCCAACGAACAACUCAACAAGUGGCAAGAUGCCUCUUCGUUUGCUUCCAUUACUUGAAGAAGAACCUGGGCAAACGAGCGGGGGAAGGGCGAGGCCGCAGACUUUUGACAGGAGAGUUGCCCCAUUACUCAGGUCCGGGAAUUGCGGAGACCAUCGGGAAGGGGUCAGUGCGGUAGAGCAUCUGCCGCAAUUCCGGCAGGUCAACCCGUGGAACUGUUUAUCGUAGCCAUGGCCGUGGAGCGUUGAUGAAGGGGUGUUCCAUGCUUCAUGGUGCGGGAGUGUGGUGGAGGCGUAGUGUGCACCGGUAAGGUGACAUGGGAACGAGAUGCUCGGGAGAGCAUAAUAUUGCGAGAUCUCGGCCGAAGGUGAAAAGAGGGAAGAGGAGUAGGAAGGGAAGGGGGGUGGACAAGAAAAGAGAGAGAGGCGGUUGUUGUAUAAGAGAGAACUUGAGAAAAGAGAGCCUAGAGCAAAGAACGACGUUCGGCUGCCACUGCAACAACAGGCCCGUAGAUAAUUUAAACCACCUUGGUUCACAAGACUGCAAUGAAAGAGGAUUGGUCACUCACUUUGAACCCCCCAUCCAACGUUUCGUUUCCCCCUUUGGCUACCCCUGCCUUGUCCUCACUUCUCUGCAGUCCACUGCGGCGCAAGUCAAAUCUG
Colletotrichum scovillei is the source of this 5082-nucleotide messenger RNA. RefSeq lists its product as uncharacterized. The transcript is spliced from 3 exons. Gene Ontology annotation, molecular function: DNA-binding transcription factor activity, RNA polymerase II-specific; zinc ion binding. Gene Ontology annotation, biological process: regulation of DNA-templated transcription. NCBI's taxonomy places the organism in Eukaryota, Fungi, Ascomycota, Sordariomycetes, Glomerellales, Glomerellaceae. The coding region runs from base 1714 to 3612 and encodes 632 amino acids. The record is from RefSeq and is a predicted model, not a curated record.